Osmia bicornis bicornis is the source of this 1647-nucleotide messenger RNA. RefSeq names its product sialin-like. The transcript has 6 exons. Gene Ontology annotation, biological process: monoatomic anion transport; transmembrane transport. Bases 88 to 1509 code for a protein of 473 amino acids. Lineage: Eukaryota; Metazoa; Arthropoda; Insecta; Hymenoptera; Megachilidae. The record is from RefSeq and is a predicted model, not a curated record. Gene Ontology annotation, molecular function: transmembrane transporter activity.
CGCGGAUUUAAAGCAUAGAAUGGUUAUCAACGCGACGAACGAAGAAGAACAGAUUUGACAUCUAAACGCUAACGUUAAAAGGGAAAAAUGGAGAUAAUUGUAAGAUACCUGUUCGCCAUAAUGCUCUGCAUCGCGAAUAUGAUCAUUUAUGGACUAAAAGUGAACAUUGCUACCGCCAUUGUUGGCAUGGUUAAAGCUAAGAAGAAUGGUGAACAUGAAAUUGAACAAGUGCUGCCAGAAUGCAUUUUUGAAGAUAAAGAUUCUGUAAGCGUAGAUAUAGACGGUCCAUUCGAUUGGUCUACUACCGAGCAAGGUUUAGUUAUCAGCAUUUACUUUGCUGGGUAUCUUGUGGGUAUGGCUCCGUCAGGAUACUUUGCUGAUCGCUUCCACACAAAGAGCGUCCUGCUAAUCUGCGUGGUGUCGAACGCAGUAUUGACUCUGCUCGUGCCACUAACAGCCAACGUAUUGGUCCUACUCUACAUAUUAAGAUUCUUAACGGGUCUUAUGAGCGCUGCCAAUCUUCCCGUGGUAAACGUAUUAGUCGCGAAAUGGAUGAUAGACGAAGAGAAAUCAAUGUGGAUCGGUAUCAUUUACGCCGGCACGUCACUGGGAACCGUGGUCUCCAUCUUCUCUUCCGGUAUGAUCCUAGCUUCCAUAGGCUGGGAAGCGGUGUUUUACAUUCACGGCUCUUUGCCGUUAAUCUGGUGCGUUGUGUUCUAUUUCUUCUUCGCCGACAAUCCGGAAUCGCAGAAAUACAUAACCGAAACGGAACGACAGCUGAUCGUGAGCUCUUACGGUCACAGAGCUCCUGGCUCGUCGGAAACGCAGGUACCGUGGAAAAGCAUAUUCACAUCGGUGCCAUUCUGGGCGCUGAUUUACACUAAUACCUUUGGAAACUUUGGUUGGUACUUUUUGCUCACGCAAUUGCCCUUGUACAUGAACAAGAUACUCCGAUUUGAUAUUAAAUCGAACUCCGCCAUUAGUUGCGCACCUUAUCUGUUGAACGUUCUGGUGAAUCCGUCGAUUGGAAAACUGAUAGAUUGGGGAAAGCAGAAAGGAUAUUGGUCACAAACUUUUGGACGGAAAAUUGCGGUCUUUAUAAGUUGCGUUCCAUCAAGUUUCUGUCUCUUUAUGAUCGCAUACAUUGGUUGUAAUCGCACAGGAUCAACUAUACUAUUAGUACUGAGCAUAGUACUGUGCGGUGUACUCUUCAUCGGGCAUAUCGCUAAUAGUAACGACCUAGCCCCGAAUUACGCAGGAAUUCUAAUGGGAAUCACAAACACUCCUGGAACGAUCUCAGCAUUCAUCUUGCCAGCAUUGGUUGGUGCCCUUACUGAACAAGGACACACUAUGCAGCGAUGGCAGUACGUCAUGUGGACCGUAAUUAUUUCUCAAAUAUCUGCAUGCGUUGUAUUUGGUUUGUAUGCAUCUGGUGAGAUUCAACAUUGGAAUUAUGAGCUGAAUGGUUUCGACAAUGAAGCUCCAAGAUCUCGGACAACUAGAACUUAGUAACACCCAUUAAUAGUGUUACAUAAUUGUUAAUUAUUGUCCAAAAAGAGAUCUAUGAAAUUUAUGAAAAUACUAGACAAUAUUAGAAAACACUAAAAAUUCGGGUACCCGAGCAUAAAUUUAUUCUAGUACCUCUAC